Rhodotorula toruloides NP11 is the source of this 2151-nucleotide messenger RNA. RefSeq names its product F-box domain containing protein. Lineage: Eukaryota; Fungi; Basidiomycota; Microbotryomycetes; Sporidiobolales; Sporidiobolaceae. Gene Ontology annotation, biological process: SCF-dependent proteasomal ubiquitin-dependent protein catabolic process. The record is from RefSeq and is a predicted model, not a curated record. Gene Ontology annotation, molecular function: protein binding. The transcript has 5 exons. The coding region runs from base 1 to 2151 and encodes 716 amino acids. Gene Ontology annotation, cellular component: SCF ubiquitin ligase complex.
AUGGAUGCUGAGAUGGCUACUGGAGACUCACAGCAGGCCUCGCUAGUCACCCUCCCGCCAGAGCUGCUGCUCAGGACGUUCUCGCUCCUCGACCCUCAAUCGCUCGUCCGCCUCUCGGCAACUUGUACCAUUCUGCAUGCGGUCGCGCGGUCAGAGACGCUGUGGAGGAGUAUUGUGCAGACGGUCGUGCGGGAACACUGGAUCGGCGAGGCAGGCGACGAGGCAGGCUUGUCCGCGAGGGAAGACAACGGGUCGACCUGGUUCAAGGCGGCCAGCUUCCUUCUUCCGCACGGGCAGAACUUGGGAUACUUUGCGUCGUCGAUCUCCUUCACUUCUCGCAUUUCACGAGUCGGCAUCCGAUCUUCCCCUCUCGCUUCCGCCGACCGACCGCCUCGCUACACUAUCGCUGCGACACAGAUGAUCCCUCGGAACCGCUACUCCACCGCGACACCUCCGCCUCCCAACUUCCUACCCUUCGGCGCCGUGCGCCCUCGUCCGGAGCAGAGCCUCCUGUUCAUCUCGCCACAAGUCAACCCUUCGCAUCCUUACGCCGGCGCGUCUAUGGAACUCCUCGAGCCGACAUACGACUUCGGCUCGCAUACAUUCGAGAUCACGCCCGAGGAAGGAGCUUGUCUCUCCACUUUGCGUGCGCGGGCGGACGGUGCGCUUGCAGGGCAAGCUCCGCCUCAAGCGUCUUCGGUGCGACUUCGCCUCGCACUCGAACCGGUCAGGCGAAAGGUCGAGCGUCCGUCCGCCUCGUCGGCCGAUUUGCCCGGGGGCGCGAACGACCAGCCUUGGGACCCGGCUGCACGAGUCGGCUUGCACCGCGAAGCCCUCUUCGCCCUCUUCAGCGGCCGACUGCCCGACCGCCCGUGGCCGACCGCUCAACUCGUCGGUCUCGAGGAACUCAACACGGCCGACUUGCUAGUCUGGCGGGCUGGACGGACUGAUCCGCCUCGCCAUAUGAUCAAGCUCGGUGACGGGGCGUUCCGAGGCUUGAAGGACUGGCUCAGAUCGCCUGAUGGAGCGGAGCUUCCGUUGGCCGAGGUCGUCCAGCCUGCGGACGAGGCAAGUGGAGAAGAUGACGAGGCUUUCGUAACGGGCUUCCGCAUCCGCGCGAAACGGACGCCGAAGCAUCCUCCGACAAGUGACCAGGCGCGCGGCGAGACGUCGUCCAGUGCAGGGACGAGUGAGAGGUGGUCGAACGGGACGGCGACGACCAGGCGGCGAGGCGUAGGAGCGAAUGGCGGGAUGGCGGUGCUGUGGCACGGACGGGAGCAGGACCCGGAGGAGACUAGGCGGCCGAUCACCAUCUUGCGAGCGGGCGACGAAGCGGAAGGCGGGUUCGUCUUGCGACUACCCGGCUCGCCACCGCAGCCAGUCUCUCCACCCCUUCCUUCUGCCGACGAUGCGGGAGCAUCCGCCUCGACUGACGACCAGCUCGCGGACGCUGUCGACGCGUCGAGCGAGGCGUUCUUCCCCGUCAAAGCGCCCGCCAGGCCCUUGCGCUGGAUUGACGAGUCCCACGCCGACGAGCACGGCGAUAUUCCCGCGCGAUCUCUCGAGGGCUUGUGGGUCGGUACUUACUCGGCCCACGGCCUCGAGUUCAUCUAUAUUACUGUCGGUAUCGCCGAGUUUCCGCGACAGGAGGAUGCGGACAGCAGCGACAGCGAGAAUGAAUACGCAGCUGCGCCGUCUUAUCACUACGUUAUACAGGCGACGAAGGCCACGGGCGAUGCUAACGUCCCCAGCGGACAGCCGUCCUGGAUUGCUAUUCUCCCUCCCACCUCCGCCGACAUUCUCCUCGAUUCCUCCGCUCCCCCCAUCGUCCCGACCAUCUCGUCAACCAAGUUCCGCGAUUUCUCUUCCCUCGACCCGUCUUCUCCCGCGUAUACGUCCCUGAACAACGGUCUUGGGCCCGACUGGGACGAAGGCGUCGUGCAAGGCUACGGCCGACUCGCUCUGACCGGCUACACCAGCCCGAGCUGGAGUCCGGCAAGGGUCAGGUUCUUCAAGAGCGAGCCGAGACUCCCGCCGCCACCUGAGCUGGCCGAGACGGCGCAGGAGAAGGUCAUCGAGAGCGUCGAGGAGAUCCAGAUUCACUGGCUCGAGUUGAGCGCCGUAUCGACCUUCCGGCGCGUGCGUAUUUAG